CGCAGUGCGGAGCAGAGACGAAGUGGAAAGGGUAGAGCGUGUAGCGCGCGCCGCUCGGACGGCCGCCGCUGCAGGGCCAACAGACGAAGCCGCGGCGGCCGCAAGGGCAGCGCGCCGCGCGCUCACCGCCCCGCCUGGUCGCCCCAUCGCUGCGCUCGCCCCCUCUGCCGCAACGCCCUCGCCGCUGGCCCGUGGCAUGGCUCGGAGUUAAACCGUCGCCCGCCGGGAGCAGCCAGGCGCCCGUCCGUUGCCGCUGUGCUGCUGCUGUAAGAAGGCUGGGAGUCCGGCGUCGCCCCUGGAACCGCGGAGCAGCGUUGUCGCAGCAGUGCAUACGCCAAGCGACCCGGAACGGGGAAGGUUGGAGUGACGAACACAAGGAUUGGUUCUUCCUCGUCCUCGUCAAAUUUUGUGCUCGUUCCCACCCACUGGUGUCGGGCCAUGGGACCUCUGGCAACAUUGCUGAAGGGACUUGAGUUUUGCUGAUUGAGCGUCAUCGCUGCUGGCUACCCACGCACAACGCUGCAGUGCCCUGGACGGCGAGGUGCACAGGACGGCGCGAUGCGUGCUGCCGCCCUGUGGGCGGCGGCGGCGGCUGCGCUCGUCAGCCUGCUGUCGUCUGCCCUGCUUUUCCAGACGACGCUGCUCCUACCGGCCGCUACGCAGGCGUCGGCGAAUUUCGUGCAGCAGAAUCUGACGUUCGGUGCCAUCUUUCCGGACACGUCGCUGCUCAGCCAGCAGCGCAAGUACCAGCAGAAGCUGCGCGACGGCGUGUCUUCCAUGACCCGAGGUGGACGGGGCGGCCUGCGCUUCAUGCAGCUGUUCUCGGUGCACGCCAAGGCGGUCCGCAUGCCACUGCAGCCGACGCCCAAAGACAUUCUGCGCCGGCUGUGCGAAGACCUGCUCCCAGAUGACGUUGUGGCCGUGCUGUACCUGACCAACUCCGCCGUGUUUGGAAGCAACGCGGCCUCGGUGCAGUACGUGCUCCAGCUUCUCGGCUACCUCGGCGUUCCCGUCAUAGCCUGGAACGCCGACAACAUCGCUCUCGACCAGAGGGCGUCCCAGGCGCGAGUCCUGCAGCUGGCGCCAUCUGUGGUUCACCAAGUGGCGGCCAUCUUCGCCAUCCUGGAGCGCUACUCGUGGUACCAGUUCGCCGUCAUCACCACUAAUCUCGGAGGACACGAGGACUUCGUUCGCGCAGUCCGGGACCGGCAGUUGGAGAGCAGUACCCUCAGGGCAAAAUACUCGGUGCUGGAGAUUCGCACCAUUCGCGGCCUGACCCGCCAGGAUUUCCGCCGCCAGCUGGAACCCAUCGCGGCGGGCGAGGCCCGCGUGAUCCUGCUCUUCGCCAGCAAGGACGACUCGCGCGAGCUGUUCGCCGCCGCCUCGCAGCUGGGGAUGACCGGCAAGAACUACGUCUGGAUCGUCACCCAGUCCGUCAUCGGGGCCCACCCGGGAAUCGCGCCGCCCGAGUACCCAGCAGGUCUGCUCGGCAUUCACUACAACACUUCGUUAGCCAAGCUGCACGACGAGAUAGAACGCGCCGUGCUCGUUCUGGGACACGGCCUCGAGCUGUUCGUGAACGAGCCGGCCAACGCCAACGUGACGCUCGCUCCGGGCCUACGCUGCUACGAAGCCGGAAGAGCCCACUGGGCGCAGGGGGACAACUUCUUCCGUUACCUCCGUAACGUGUCCAUCGAAACCAAGGGCAGUCCCAACAUCGAGUUCCUUCCCGAUGGCACGCUCAAAUACGUCGAGUUGGACAUCCUCAACCUUAACAAGGAAGGAUACUGGGACAGAAUCGGAGGCUGGACGCAAAAGGGCAUCGAUAUCAAGGACAUCGUCUGGCCCGGAGAAGAACUGGUUCCGCCAAAAGGAGUCCCGGAGAAAUUCAAUCUAAAGGUGACGUUCAUGGAGGAGCGGCCUUUCCUGAACAUCGGCCAGCCGGACAACGAGACGGGCGAAUGCGAGAGCGGCCGAGCCGUCAAGUGCCGUGUCGUGCCAGAGGCGAUGCUACAAGGGAUCAACGAAACUGCUGCCCGCAAGAACUCCACGUUCUACAAAUGCUGCCUCGGAUUCUGCAUAGACCUCUUGCAAAAGUUCGCCCAAGACUUGGGCUUUACUUACGACAUUCACCGGGUGGAAGAUGGCACCUGGGGUGUCAAGGACAACGGAACAUGGAACGGAUUGAUAGCCGAGCUUCUUGACGGCAAGGCUGACAUUGUGGUCACUUCGAUCAAGAUCAACUCUGACCGCCAAAUGGCGGUGGACUUCACGGUGCCCUUCCUUGAGACUGGAAUCGCCAUCGUGGUAGCCAAACGGACUGGGAUCAUCUCACCUAAGGCCUUUCUCGAACCCUUCGACACUGUGUCGUGGCUGCUCAUCCUGCUGGUGAGCAUCCAGGUGGCCGCAUUUUCCAUCUUUGUCUUCGAGUGGAUGAGCCCCUCCGGCUACGACAUGCGGAUCACUCCUCCCAGAGAGCAUCGGUUCUCGCUGUUCCGCACCUACUGGCUGGUGUGGGCCAUCCUGUUCGGGGCGGCGGUGAACGUGGACUGCCCGCGCGGCUACACGGCCCGCUUCAUGUCCAACGUGUGGGCCAUGUUCGCCGUCGUCUUCCUGGCCAUCUACACGGCCAACCUGGCCGCAUUCAUGAUUACCCGAGAGGAGUACUACAACCUCAUCGGCAUCGAGGACCACCGGCUGCAAAACCCCCAGCAGGUGGAGCCCCCGUUCCGUUUCGGGACCAUCCCGCACGGAAACACGGAGGCCGUGCUUAAGCAGAACAAGCCCAAGAUGUACUCGUACAUGCGGCAAUUCAACCGGUCCACGGUGCUCGAGGGCAUCCGCGCCGUCAAGCGCGGAGAGCUGGACGCCUUCGUGUACGACGCCACCGUGCUGGACUACCUGGUCGGUCAGGACGACGAGUGCCGCCUGCUCACCGUGGGCUCGUGGUACGCCAUGACGGGAUACGGAUUCGCGCUGCCGAAGAAGUCCAAGUACCUGCAGAUGUUCAACCGACAAAUGAUCGAAUACCGCGAACGCGGGGACCUGGAACGCCUCCAGCGGUUCUGGCUGCAGGGCGCCUGCAAGCCGGACAAGGCGAAGCGCAACGCGAGCAACCCUCUGGACGUGAACCAGUUCAUGAGUGCAUUUCUCCUACUGGGAUGCGGAGUGUUGCUCACCUUGCUGCUGCUGCUCCUGGAGCACCUGUACUUCCGGUACCUCCGCGCCCGGGUGGCCUCGGGGAGCCGGGGACCUUCGGGCCGAUGGCUGGCCCUCAUCUCCCUGAGCAUGGGCAAGUCGCUGAGCUUCCGCGACGCCGUGUACGAGGCUCGGAAGCGACACCGCUGCAGGGACCCCGUGUGCGACACUCAAUUGUGGAAGGUCCGCCACGAGCUCGACCUCGCUCGCAUGCGGGUCAGCCAGCUGGAGGCGCAGCUCGGAAUACACAGGCCACCAUCGACAGUGCACGAGCUCCUGCGGUCUCGGGAGGGGACCAACAACCGGGUGACGCCUUCGGAUUCCAGGGCCGGCCCUGUGGCGCUCAUCCAGCGAGAGAUCACCGAGAAGGAGACCGUGUUAUGAUGCCGCAGCAACGGACACGCACACGUGAUAAGAAAGCGCUGCUUGCCAACAACCAUCUAUAUUUGCACAGAGACAGACGAACUUGCGCGGGGAGCCAACAUGGCGCACAGACGUGCCGGUGCAUCCGCGCGGGCGGAGUGGUAGCAGACGACCUCUGGUGGCGAUCACCGCCAACACCAUUGCUGUCGCCUGCAGCGCCACCAGCGGUUCCGAAUCAGGCCGGCGUGCCGCGAAUGGCACGGCGAAUGGUAUAGUGAGCCUGCGGCAUGCGUCAACGGCUUUUGUCCGUUAUGCGGUUGGAACCUGUAAAGAAAAUGGCAAGAGACCACAGGAAAAGGUGUGCCGGAGAAAUUUUGCACUGCCUUCGUUUGACCGGCGAAUGUUAAACACGUGGUUUGGGUACCUUGUUAUUGUGACUACGCUGAUGUCGUUCGUUUUGUGGAGAACAAAUAAUGUAAAAGGUGCGUGUAGUCACGUUCAGUGGGAAUCAGGCUGAAUGUAUUAACGCCGCACUGACUGCUACGUUUGACUUUGUCGAACGCGAAACCUAUGAUGUUGACAGACCUGCGCAGGAAGAACAAAUAGAGACCCACCGGACGAUGAUCGCGGGGACACUGAGGUGUUCGGUUUAUGUAAAUUUGGUCUUAAGAUGAAGCUUUAGCUCAGGGCCAACUCGGAGUCUCCUAUUCAAAUACACGUAAAAUGCAGAAACGCUUUUACGAGACAACCACUGGACUGAAUUGAUCGAAUUUUCUUGCAUUUCCGAAAGUUAUAUUCUAGUGACUCUGUGAAACAUAAUUUUGAUUUAGGGCAUACAAUGUCGUACAAAACGUUCCGGAAAUUGGUGAUUUCAAAAGAAAUGUUGAGCACAAUGUUUAUAAAUUUGUAAUUGUGUAUCAAACACUUAUACCACAGUCCUGUAAAUUAAAGCGGACAAAUUUAAUAUGUAAAUUUUCACAUUACGUGAGACUGUUGCAAUAUUUAUGAAGGGUUUGCAAAAGUCCUACUCGCAUAAUAAUGGUAUAUCUCAGAGCAGCCUAUAUUAAAUCACUCGUCUCGUCUUAGACGUAUUGUUGUGCAGUUUAGAUAAUUGAUACAGUUCUUUUAUUGCUCAGAUCCGGAGUUGCAAAGUUCUCGCACUUGAGUUCUCAUUUCUUUAAUACUGGUAUUUUCAAUAAUUUCUCAAAGGAAAUGUGGGCCUAAAUAAAAGCCAUGCUUUUUACCGUCACUAGAUUUAAACUUUGUCUUUCGAAUGCAACAAGCAUCACAAAUAUAGAUGGAGGGGCUGGUGAGGAAAACAAUUUCAUCUUUGCGGUGUUUUUAGCAGAAGCUCCCGAGCUAAAGCUUUUUCUUACUGAAGCAACCAUGGCAACCCAGUAACGUUGUUCCAUGCCACGUUUCUUGCCACUCGUGCAAUGAGCAUGUGGAAUGCAUGGAGCGCUCACACAAGAUAUGAAGUGUUGCAGUUGUGAAAAAAUACUUAUGGAGGUAGCUGAGCGCACAAAUCGUAAGCAAGCCUGCAACCAGUUGGUCUGUGUGAAGGUUUAGGAACGUCGAUUCAGACCUCCUGAUGGGACUUUCGGCCGCUGAGUGCCAUUCUUACCCCGCCGGCUAUGUAUGUUUUUUUUCUGGAUCGUUCCACUGACGAUGCCUUCAAAGUACAUGGUGAGAUACGCGAAGGAUACGUGGUUGACAGCAGCGCCGAAAUGCUAGUAACGGUGACACAAGUGAGAAAAAGUUGGGAAUACAGCUUCCUGGCCUUAAAUUCGUGCGAAAAGUUGUUCCAUCAACGCGUCCAACAGUUCGGUAAUAUACAUAUAUAUAUGGUACGUCAUAAUUACGCUGCCUCACUCGGAAACGCAAGAGAAAAAACAUAGAACAAAAAAUAGCAGAUCGGUACCUCUCCUUAUGCAUGUAGUGAAGUCAUUAAUAAGCGUGGUACGUAAGCGAGCAAAAAUGUUGAAUUAAAAACUGACGUCCCUCUAUGGCAAGAACGGCAAUAGUUCCAAAAGCGUAGUGUAACAUUGCAGUGCAACCAUUACUGAUGAAUAUAAGUGUUUUCAACCGCUGGUAUCCGUAGGCACAGAGCACAAGUGGAUUACCCUCAGCCUUUAAUGGCUCUUAAGCGUAAUCUGUUUUUCUGAACACACGGGUCAAGACUGCAAAGAAAACAGCUAUUACGGAAAGAGAAAGCGCCUUCAAUUUUUCAUUUUAUACUUUCUCUGACGCCCGCUCGUAUUCAAAUGGAGGCAUUGGCUUAGAACGCAGUCUCGAGACGAUCGAAAAUAACAUUGCCGAACUCCGUACUUGAGGCCAUCAGGACCCGCCGCCGUAGCUUAGUGGCUAUGGCGUUACGCUGCUGAGGUCGAGGUUGCGAGUUCGAUCCCUGUGGGCAGUGGUGGCCGCAUUUUGAUGAGUGCGGAAUGCGAGAACGCUUGUGUAUCGGGCUCUGCGUGUGCAAGUUAGAGAGGCCCCAAAUGAUCCAAAGUUAUUGCGGAACCUCCGGUUUACGGCAUGCCUGACUGCAAGAAUAUGGUUUUUGUUGGCAAGGGAAGAAACACCCGAUCCUAACUGAAGAUAACUCCGCGGCAUAUCAGGCACUCGUAAGAGUUCGGCGAUUAUUGGGACUCCGGCGAAAUUCGCCGAGAUCGAACCUUUCGGCAGGGCAGUUCUUUAUCAUAUGGAUAAACAGAUUUUACGUUGUAACCGCGUGGUCCUCAAUCGAUGUUAACUACGUGAUUAGGCUUUUGGGAUACCAGGCUACAGCCUCGAAACAGAUAACGUUGCUUUACUUUCGUUUAUUCUACAGCCGCCACGUCCUUCAUCGCAGGGCAUUUCACAGAAUCAGAUAACACGUCAGUCAGCAAAAUGAAGGGUUUCUUCUUCUUUUUUUUUGCGCAAACGUCAGAAUCGCCAAGUUAUUUCUACGCUCAACAAUGUUUCGCAGAAGGGAGAGGAGUUCGGGCCAGAAAUUAUGCCGGGCGGCUUCCGUAGUGGGUUACAUAAUCGGCCCAGUUUCGGCUGAGAUGUAAUACAGGAUAAGAGUUUAUUAGCUGUGCCACUAUAUUUAAUACGGCAGUCGCUCUGGUAUAUUUAAUAUUUUGGUGCUCGAGACAAUAUAAACAGGAGAAAUACUCGCGUUAUAAUUGGAGGCCUUAUUGACCGCCUUACACUCCCUACCAUAAAGUAUAAUAUCUGCCAAGUAUGUUUUCCUCGCAUGUAAGCAAUGGUCUGGUAAAACAAAACUGACUUAAGCAUGUCUCUAACAAAAUUGAGUUUAAGGAAUAGCUCAUUGCUAAAGCUAAAGGCACAGAAUAGUCCCUGCUAAAGGAGAGCUUGCUUUGUAAUUACCAAACAAGCUCUCCUUUACCAGGGACUUUCUCUGUGCGAUAAUAGGGGAAAUUUAAUACUAACAAGCACGUUCAACACGGGCCAUAAUUCGGACACUUACAGCGCAGAAGUAAUGUGUCCCCACACGCGACUUCACUAACCGGCGAAUAUUUGUGUUUGAAAGUCUACAAAUUCGUGGAUAAUACUGCAUAAAUCCUCUUGAUGUGCGGUGAAGUUUGGUUACGUAUAGUUGUCGGACAGGAUACUCUCUGACAGCAUGGCUUUUUCCAGGGAUAUCACACUCGCUUCAGACUGUGUUACACUAGCCGAAAAUUACAAGCUACUGAAGUCUUCGAAGAAGACGAGGGAUGUUGAACGCCUUAGGUGAACUUUUCAUGCGUAGCUGUCACACCUGAUAAAGAACCAGCGAGAUUACAGCGGGUAGCGUAAGGUUAAGAAGAGAGUCAUCUAGUUUUCCGAAGGGAAGAACAAAACACUGGUUAAUACAGGGGAGAAGUGAUCGGCGUUGACUAUAACUGAAGUCACCAUGCAGUGUAUGUACGUUGGUAACUUUGAUGUUGAGCUGAUGGCAGCAAAAUGUUAGUUGUAUGACCGACUUCCGUAAGCGCAGCUGACUAGAGCACAGACAAUUACGAGGGUGGUGAGGACGCAGUUGUAGUUUAGAAGGCGGUUUGGGGGACGAUGCCACCAUGCACAGCUGGAGACGAUGAGAUGCCAUCCACCAGCUUGGUAGGGUAGCAAACUGUGCGAAGAAAUCACGAGUGUAGGCUGGUGUCGUGUGACUGCUCAAAGUGCGCGUGUAAACAGCGUAGAAUGAAUCGCAAGAGCUUAUUAUACGCCACUCAGUAGAUGAUUGUUGUUUUUACAAAAAAUGUUACGUAUUAUGCGUAGUGCAACUAUGGUCAAAUAUCAAAGUUCUCGGCAUAUGACAGACCGCACCUUUAUGCUUGCUUGCGGUGUGGUGGCUUGGAAAAUAUAGACAUUGUGGGCAGUUAUGCUGCAGUAAAAUGUCUUAGGCUGUUCUUUCUGAAUUAGCUCCUUAACCAAGGAAAGAAGAUUAUAUUUCUUUGAGAUGCGAUAGCUGAAGACCUCCUGUCGCUUACGAUAGUUUAUCGCAUUUCCGUUCGCACCAACCUUAAUUUAUUUACAGUUGUCAUGACGUAAUUAUAGAAUGUCAUGACAUAAUGCAUAUAAAAAUUCUUCUCAAACAGUCUCUCAUCGACCAAAUGUGUAUAGACUACUGUCUUGGCGCGGGGCCUAGAUAUCUCAAAUAUUCAUUCGCGUGCUCAAUUUUAUAAACGAUAUUCACGAUACAGUUGCGCACCCAAUGCAUUCUCCUACUGACCUUCUUUUAGGAAUUCUAAACUAUAGCGCUACCACAAAAAAUAUGAUUGUGUUAUUGUAACAUGGGGUUCAGUUGAAUGUUUCUCUACACCAUAAAUUCAUGUGUUUUUCCUGAUGAUAUAGGUAGAAAUGUUGCGCAGUAGGCACGGACUCUGUAUUGAUUCAGUAGGGCCGGCGUGAAGGCCAUGUUGAUUAUUAGGUUUAUUAUAGGAACGUCUCUGUUCAAUAACAGUGUUGUGAAACUUAGUUUAUAUGUUCAUUGUUCGUGAGCGACUACAAUACCUGUAUAAGCUGCCACGUUACAUGCGCAUAUAAGAGGUGGGCAUGUCUACUUAAAAUUACUAUACUAAUUGCCAGUCAUGUAAAUAGGAAAUCAAUAAAGUUCGGCUAGUUGCUC
Dermacentor albipictus is the source of this 8674-nucleotide messenger RNA. It is a transcript of the gene Nmdar2, whose product is annotated as NMDA receptor 2. The record is from RefSeq and is a predicted model, not a curated record. Gene Ontology annotation, cellular component: plasma membrane. Gene Ontology annotation, biological process: monoatomic ion transport. NCBI's taxonomy places the organism in Eukaryota, Metazoa, Arthropoda, Arachnida, Ixodida, Ixodidae. Gene Ontology annotation, molecular function: NMDA glutamate receptor activity.